Molecule: messenger RNA, 582 nt
Organism: Funneliformis geosporum
Lineage: Eukaryota; Fungi; Glomeromycota; Glomeromycetes; Glomerales; Glomeraceae
Source: the annotation of a GenBank genome assembly
AUGACAUUUUUAUUAACAGGACAUGAAACUACAAGUAUUACAACGAGUUGGGCUUUAUACUUUCUUGCACAACACCCACAUGAACAAGAUUUAUUACGUGAAGAAUUAGUUAAAGCCUUUCCUGAUAAAUCAAAAUUUAAUCCCACUUUUGACGAAAUAAAUUCUUUAGAUUGCUUAAAUUCUGUAGUUAAAGAAACAUUAAGAUUGUUGCCUCCAGCUGCAACUAUAUAUCGAUUGAGCAUCAAAGAUAAAAAUACUAUAAUUGAUAUUCCAAUUGCAACAAUCCAUAGAUUACCGUCAGUUUGGGGAUCAACGGCUGAUAUUUUUUAUCCAAAAAGAUGGUUAGAUCCUUCUAUGAUUAAAGAUGUAUCAAAUUAUAAUUAUUUGCCUUUUGGUGUCGGUAUUAGAGCCUGUAUAGGUUAUAAAUUAUCCAUAACUGAAUUUAAAAUAUUAUUAAGUGUGUUAGUUAGAAAUUUUAUUUUUCAACCAGUUGAAGGAUUAAAUAUUAAGAAGAGGCCUGGUGUCAAUCUUAGUAGACCUGAUCCAUAUCUUGAAUUAAUAAUUUCUAAUGUUAAAGUUUGA